Messenger RNA from Bactrocera latifrons, 343 nucleotides. RefSeq lists its product as uncharacterized. The record is from RefSeq and is a predicted model, not a curated record. Lineage: Eukaryota; Metazoa; Arthropoda; Insecta; Diptera; Tephritidae.
AUUUAUAGUAAAAAAGUCACGGAUUGAUAAACAAAAGGAAAAUGAAGAAAACUUUACUGAAGAAGAAGAACAAGGAAAUAACAAUGAGCCUAAAAAGAGCAAAAGAACGAGAAAGUUCAGAAUUGAGUGGCUUCAAAAGUUCCCGUGGCUGGAAAACAAAAAUGGUCUCGCAGACGCCAGUUGUUUUUCUCAUGUACAAAAUAUGGAAGCCAAAAAGAGUCAAUUAUCGAUGGAGAAAUUUUUGGAUACCGAAAAAGAGCAGAUGAGCAAAAAGCUGAAUGUUGCCCGGACUCUGAAGUGACCAAACGUUUGCAAAUUGCCAGAACUAAAGCAACAAACAUAA